Molecule: messenger RNA, 2259 nt
Organism: Tachysurus fulvidraco (yellow catfish)
Lineage: Eukaryota; Metazoa; Chordata; Actinopteri; Siluriformes; Bagridae
Product: golgin subfamily A member 6-like protein 22
Exons: 2
Coding region: 69-1838 (589 amino acids)
Source: RefSeq, a predicted model, not a curated record
UGCGCACUGAAGGACGAGGCCGUAGAUCUGGUCAGAACAUGUGACGUCACUGUGUUCGUCGCUCCAGAAUGUGUAGAUCAUUAUUACUUAAACACGAAUCGGGGACUUUAACUAUUUAUAACGAAGGAACAUUGUUUACUGUUUGCCGAGAAAAGGUUAAGAUGGAAAGUAAAAGCACAGUACAGCUGAAAUCCUGGGUGAGAAGCGAGCUGGAGGAUCUGAGGUGUGAGAUGAGCAAAGAGACGCAGGGUAAGAUCACCAAUGUAUGCUGGGAGUUGGCCGAGUGUGCACGACUCCAGAGAGAUCAGAUCUACACGCUGCUGCAGAUGAAGGCAGACACGAGAGAGAUGGCCAUCGAGAACCUCCUGAACAAAAGGAGUUCUGAGAUGGUUGGAGAUCUGCUCCUGUGUGCAGACAGGACAAAGACAGCAGAGGAGAGAAAGAAAGCAGAAGACGAAGCUCUGCUCUUACUAGAGACAAAGAAGGGGAAAGAUGAGAGACCAAGCAGAAGAAUGAACCAGGACAUGGACUCGGUCUCCAAAGUCAGGACAGGAGAGGAAGAGGUAAAAGGAGAGAAGGAAAGACAAGUGGUAGAGCAAAAUAAAGGAACAGAGAUAAGGAAAAGAUUGUGGGACGAAAAGAUGAAAGAGCGAAAGAGAAUGUUGAAGGAGAAAAGGAGGGAGGAUAUGAUUAAAGAAGAGAAAAGAAAAUGCCUAGAAGAGGAAAGACAGAAGAAGGAAGAGCUAAAGAGAGAGCUGGAGAGAAAGAGAGAGGAAGAAAAUCUGCAGAGACUGCUAAAGAGAAAGCAAGAGCUGGAGAAAAAGAGAAAAGAGGAAAAGAAAAAGAAUGAGCUGGAGAGAAAGAGAGAGGAAGAAAAUCUGCGGAGAUUGCUGGAGAGAAAGCGAGAGCUGGAGAGAAAGUGGAAGGAGAAAGAGAAAAAGAAAGAGCUGGAGAGAAAGAGAGAGGAAGAAAAUCUACAGAGAUUGCUAGAGAGAAAGCGCGAGCUGGAGAGAAAGAGAAAAGAGGAAGAGAAAAAGAAAGACAUGGAGAGAAAGAGAGAGGAAGAAAAUCUGCUGAGAUUGCUGGAGAGAAAGCGAGAGCUGGAGAAAAAGAGAAAAGAAGAAGAGAAAAAGAAAGACACGGAGAGAAAGAGAGAGGAAGAAAAUCUGCGGAGAUUGCUGGAGAGAAAGAGGAAGGAGGAAGAGAAAAAGAAACACAUGGAGAGAAAGAGAGAGGAGGACGAGCAAAAAAGAGAGCUGGAGAGAAAGAGAGAGGAAGAAAAUCUACAGAGAUUGCUGGAGAGAAAGCGAGAGCUGGAGAGAAAAAGAGAGGAGGAAGAGGAUGAGAGAAGGCAGGAGGACUACAGUACGAACAGUUCUGUAGAAACGUGCAGUUUAGAUGAGAGCUUGACAGAGACAGACUCAGAGGAGGAGAAUAAUUCUGCUCUUACACCUUCACAAAGCACCCAAACAUCUCCUGUAAGAUUUGAAAUGGAUGUAGAAGAGAGAAGAAAAAGAAGUGAGAAGAACAAGACGCCCAAAUCAGUCCUUAGACGACUGAUGAAAUUAAUGACAACCACUUGUAAGAAGAUGUUGACCCACAAAGGCAGGAGAAACAACUUUGAAGAGUCACGACGUCUCUGGAUCCUGAGGCAACAGGAAGAGCCGAGGAGAACGGAUGAUCAGUUACUGCGCCAGACUGACUGCAGACCAAAUGAGUCACCCAAUGAAUCCCCACUCCGCCUUCACACAUGGGGUUUCUUCCGUCACCGGAAGGGAGCUUUCCCACCUGCUCCAGGACCGAGCCAUGGCUUUAGACCUGGAUCUUCUCACUUUUGACCUCAGUCAGCACGGAAACCUACAGGUCUGUCGAAGGGCGUGGGACGAGGCCAAGUGAACAAGACCCCGAGUGAUCUGAUGGCAGGUGGACAGCCGAGACACAGCCGCUCACAACGUGCCUUAGCAUGAUAACUAUUUUAGAAAGAAAAAGAUGAGAGAGAAAAACUGGAUGAAAGGAUAACUAGGAUGUGCAAGGAACGCUGUCAGUAACUAUGGUAACGUAACGUCUUCCUGUACCUCAGUGGUGUGUUACAAAAUGGUUUACUUGCAAUAAACUUAUUCAUCUUCUACCGCUUAUCCGAACUUCUCGGGUCACGGGGAGCCUGUGCCUAUCUCAGGCGUCAUCGGGCAUCGAGGCAGGAUACACCCUGGACGGAGUGCCAACCCAUCACAGGGCACACACACUCUCAUUCACACACAC